This is a messenger RNA of Cordyceps fumosorosea ARSEF 2679, 612 nucleotides long. Its product is annotated as GPI biosynthesis protein Pig-F. Gene Ontology annotation, cellular component: endoplasmic reticulum membrane. The record is from RefSeq and is a predicted model, not a curated record. The transcript is spliced from 3 exons. The coding region runs from base 1 to 612 and encodes 203 amino acids. Lineage: Eukaryota; Fungi; Ascomycota; Sordariomycetes; Hypocreales; Cordycipitaceae. Gene Ontology annotation, biological process: GPI anchor biosynthetic process.
AUGUCCACGUCGAAAACGAGCACGACGGCCGCCGCCGCCGCCACCGAGGCCGACGCCAAACCCAAGAUCAUACUACAGCCCGUGGCCAUCUACGACACGCCACUGUCCAGGGGCGUCUCCGUGGGCCGCGUCGCCGUGCUGCUGGGCCUGCUGGCAUGGGGCAUGGACGGCCUCGUCGCGGACCCCGCGCCGGCCCUAUCGCGAGCGCUGCCGGUCGUCGCCGCCGUGCAGGCCGUCUACGCCGCCGUGUGCAUCCCACCCGCCGGCUCGUCGUCGUCGCAGGGCAGCGGUGGCAAGGGCAAGAAGCCGCGGCCGGGCGAGAAGCCCAAGAAGCACGACGGAGGUUCCAACCCGAUCUCUAGCGUCAUCGUCGCCCUCGUCCUCUCCUCGCUGGCCGUCCCCGCGCUGCACGCGCUACUCGUCCUCUUCGGCGCGCCCUUGCUCGAGCACGCACCGCGCACCGCGCUCUGCGCCGCGCACAUCGCCCUGCUGGCCCGGUGGCCCGUGACGAUCGUCGUCGGCGCGUACGUCGGCGCCGCGGCGGGGAGCCUGCUGGCGGGCACGGUGCUCUUCGGCCGGCGGAUGGCCGGCCACGCGGUCAAGGCGGACUGA